Metarhizium brunneum ARSEF 3297 is the source of this 846-nucleotide messenger RNA. It is a transcript of the gene cys-3, whose product is annotated as Regulatory protein cys-3. Gene Ontology annotation, biological process: regulation of transcription by RNA polymerase II. Gene Ontology annotation, molecular function: RNA polymerase II transcription regulatory region sequence-specific DNA binding; DNA-binding transcription activator activity, RNA polymerase II-specific. Gene Ontology annotation, cellular component: nucleus. The record is from RefSeq and is a predicted model, not a curated record. Lineage: Eukaryota; Fungi; Ascomycota; Sordariomycetes; Hypocreales; Clavicipitaceae.
AUGUCGACAUACAACGGGAGGCACGCGCCCAACGUGUCGCAAUACCUUCGCGACCUCAACACUAUCAGUCCCCAGGACACCACGGGCCCUACCGAGGACGCUUUCAACAUGGAAGAUGACCUUGCUCUCUUCACCAAUACGCAGUUUUUCGAUUUCGACUCUGGCCAAAACACCGACUUCCAGGCCCAGCCUGUCAAGGUGGAUGUCGAAGAUGCCACACGACAUGGUUCGACCACGUCCGGCGACGUUACCCCCGCCCAGACGACCAUAAAUGAUAUGCCUAAUUUAGACUUUAUGUCCGGUGACUUCAACUUUACCGAGUUCAACAGCGCCUAUGCUGCCGCCCCACAGAUGAAUGCCUUCCCCGACUCGGCGCAGGGAUUCCAGCCCCUCCAGCCCAACCACCAGGUUCAGAUUCCUCAUCAGCAGCCACAAUUCCGCCAGGGCAAUGCACGAGCUGGCGAUAAGCGAAAGCCCGACGCCAUGGUCUCCGCCCCUACUCCCGCUCCCCAGCAGGUGAACUUUGAGGACGCCUCUCGCGUCGCUGCCGAGGAGGACAAGCGGCGGCGAAACACUGCCGCCAGCGCCCGCUUCCGAAUCAAGAAGAAGCAGCGAGAGCAGGCUCUCGAAAAGUCCGCCAAGGAGAUGACCGAGAAGGUCACCGCCCUGGAGAACAAGGUUGCCCAGCUGGAAACCGAGAACAAGUGGCUCAAGAACCUCCUGGUCGAGAAGAACGAGGGCAGCGACGACAUUACUGCUUUAUGGAAGGAGUUCACCAAGCAUGCCAGCGAAAAGUCCAAGAGUGCCGAGUCAUCUACCACAGAAGACAUCAAGGAAGAGCGGUGA